Heterotrigona itama is the source of this 3566-nucleotide messenger RNA. Lineage: Eukaryota; Metazoa; Arthropoda; Insecta; Hymenoptera; Apidae. The record is from the annotation of a GenBank genome assembly.
CGCGACACUCCGUGUUGAUCUGCGUUAUUUGUCAACGGAAUUUACCGCUAGUAUUGGAAGAAUAAAAUACCGGCAGCGAUCGUGUGCCUGUGUGUACAGUUAGCGUAGUAUAUAUUUUUCUGGGAAGGUGUAACCCCGUUGGAUCGGUUACGUAAAAAUCUCGAUCCAAUUACAAAGCCCGGGAGGGAUAACGGUACGGAAAGUUACGAUAAAUUCGUAUGGGUGACGGAGUGGCUAUUCCAACGUGAUCUUGGCGCGUGCGUUUACACGAUCGCGGAAAUCAAGCGGUAUUAUUACAUGGCGUCUCGUGUCAAUCGUAUCGCCGUGUCGUUCAUGUUCUCCGAAUAACAUUUCACGCUCGGGUACGUGCUGAUGUUGUGUAAGUGACCGGGAGGAAGAAAAAGAAAAAGAAAAUAAAAGAAAGACACGACAGACAGAGAAAUAAAGAGACGGAAAGAAGCGAUCGAAGUAUAUAUACAUAUACAUAUAUCUGCAGGUAUAUAGGUAGAUUAGCAAGGUAUUAAACAAUCAAACUCGAUCUUCCGUGACUGAACAGUGGGGGGUUUGUUGCGUUUACGUGGGCGAGGGUAGGCCUGCGGGAAAAGGGCGUGGAAAAGCGAUCAAAACGAAUUAAAUAGGCAGGACGUAAACGUACGCUAACAUUAUGGGUAAGACGCCAAAGAAGGCGACCUCUGGGGGCGAUGAGAGGAAUUUGUACAAUUGGAGACUCAAGGCAACGACCGCGCCACCAAAUCCUUCUGAAACUAGCUUGCACAAGAGACAGCGCGAAUCCACGAUUUCGAACAGAAGAAAAUUGAGACGUCGACGAAAUUUGAGCUGAAUCGUAUUGCAAAACUAACCACAGACAAUCCAGAUAGAGCAGCUGGAACCUCGAAGAAAAAGAAAUUAAUUAUUCCAGAAAGGAGUGAAGAAUCAGACGCUGUGAAGAUGCAGCCAGAAUCAGAAGAAGCAGAUGCAAAGCAAAACCCAACCGUACAAAUAACGUCUGUCGAAGUGGAUAGUUCUCAAGAUGUAGAAGAAUCUGACAAGAAGUGUGACGAUGCUACUGAUAAAUCUGUUUCAGUUUCAAAGAUAGAAGAGGAUUUAAAGGCGCAAGAGGUAAAUAAAGAAAUAACUGAAAGAACUGAAAAAGAGGAGCCUAAACGCCAGAAGAAAGUGAGUAAUUCUGAUAAAAAUCAAGAUGUGGAAGAUUCCGAGGAGAGCAAUUUAAACUUGCAGUUGGAAGUGGAAGACAAUGUUGAAAACACAAGUGUGGAAACGACGAACGAUGCAGAUUUAAAGAAGCAAGACGACGAGAAACCGUCUUUUGAAGCAGAGGCAACGAAGAGCGACACACAAGAGAAGGAAGAGUUGCAGAGCGAAUCUCAAACAGAGACGGAAAGUAAUUCGGUAGACGUUCUGGAAUUCACAACGUCGGAAAUAUCAGAAACGUCAGAAACCCCGUCGCAGAGCGACGUUCAGAAGGAGAAGGAAGAAGAGAAGGAGAAAUUCGAGGAAGUUGCGACCAAGAACGCGUCGUUCGUUUCAUACGAUCCUUCGAUAAUGUUGAAGGACGUGCAGAUCAAGCUGAACGAUUGUUUGAAGGAGAACUCGAAGUUAUACGAUACGGGUAACGCUAGUCAUAGUACGUUGAACCAGCCGAUGAAGGACAUGUCCUUUGGCAAGACACUGAGAAGCAUUUCCGGGCGACGUUCUCUCAGCAGAAUGCGUCACGUUACUUUACGCGAGCACAGAUACUCGCCAAGUGACUCAAUGUUCGUCAACACAUCGAGCGCAUCGCUACCGCCAGACGAAACGAUAGAUUAUAAGAUCCUUCGUUACAGCAGCAACUUGUCCGAUACACUUUCAACCACGAACGGUAGCCCAGUGGACAGAAAGCGGAAACUGGACGGCGAAGACUGGAAUUCUAUGAAGAAGCAGAAAGUAGAAGCUGAAAACAGCUUGUUACAUAGUCCCAUCAGUUUGUUGAAAGGGCUACGCAAGCCUAUACAAGUCUCCACGCCGGUCUCCGAGUUGAAGUUCCAGUCCGGUAAAUUGGAACUGGACGAGAAUAGUAAAUCGGCGAACGAAGGUAGCAAGAAAUGGUGUGUUAUCAUGUAAAAAUUAUCGUCGGAAUCCCAGCGUCGAUCGAUGAGAAAGAGUUUUUAUAUAUUUUUGCACGCGAAAGAAGCACGGUCCGUGUUAUGCCACGCGUUUGGAUAAACAUGCCUAGGUAUAUGCCCAUGUUAUCGUAUCGUAUCGUUGAGUUAAACCGGAGAAUUAUAUUUCUCCGAUAAGGAGAAACUUUUUAUUAUUAUUACCUAUGCUCGUUUAGGUUUCUACGUCUAUUUUUUUUCUUCAUUUCUUCAUUCCUUCCUUUUGUUUCUUUCUACUGUAAUCUUUAACAAUUGGCUAGUGCUUUGUUUCUUCGAAACAUGUUCAUGGUAUUGUAAUCUCUUCUAAAGCAUUUCUAUUCUUUGUACGAGAUACGUAUUAUAUUAUAAAACGGUGUAAUUCCACACGACAGAGGCUCAUGAAAAAAACACUGCAUUCUUAACGAAUAAUCUUUUAAACUUCGACUAUAUUAUAUUAUAUGUAUAUUGUUAAGUACGUCUUAUAUUUGUCACUAGCAGUUGAGUAUAUUUUAUACGAACAGCAGAGUGUAAUUAUAAAGAAAUAUGUAAUGAUAGAAUUUUCCUUCCCGUCACUCGGGAAGCUAAUUCACAGAUUAUAUUUUUCAAAUAUGCUACGUAUUCUUCCUCGUGCACUGUAUUCGGCCAUAUCGAUCGAUUCUCGAUUAUGUAGACACAUUCGAGUCGUUAGAGAACAUAUCUUUUCUUUUUGUUCGUUUCAGUUUAUGUAUCGCAAAAGACAUCAGAACACGCAACAUAUUAUUUUACUUUUCUGACGUUACAAGAUAUAUUUUCUCAUAUUCUAGACGUAAGUCGAUUAGCAUCGUAGAAGCACCUACUUAAGAGAAAUAAGUUUACGUUUCGAUAAAGGAGGCAACCAAGUCAAUUGGAAGUUCGAGGACAUUGUAAAGUAAUACAAUAUGUUGUUUGCCCUGUGCGUCCACUUGUCGAAACAAUUCUAGAGCUUGCAUUACAUUUUAUCGCGAGAUUCGCGGAAAUCUCAAGUUAGUAAGACUGCAAUGACAAUUUUACUUUGUUUACAUGUAUAGGAUAAAAAUGCGAUUGUUGCGAAAAAUGGCUCGUAUUUUAUGGACAGCACUCGCGACGAAGUUGCUGCCCUUUUUUCCUCCCCGAAACAUUGGACUUCUAAAUUAACGAUGAUUAAACUUUCCUCGAGACAAAUUUACCAAGUUACAUUUCUCACAAGUGAGAAGCACGAUAAAUGCUACAAAUAAAUAUGUAUUUCUGUAUUUAUUCUUGAACAUUUAAGAAAAUAAUUAUUUCGUGUUAAAAUUUUCCUUGACUUGCAUAAAGGAAACAAGAACUUAACAUAUUUAUUGAAACACAGAGCGAUAUCAUGAUAUUUGAUUUGUAAAUCGAUCAAUUAAAUCAAAACUCUCCUUAUCGUGAUACGUUUUUUUUUUUUUUUUUUUU